Molecule: messenger RNA, 1413 nt
Organism: Adineta steineri
Lineage: Eukaryota; Metazoa; Rotifera; Eurotatoria; Adinetida; Adinetidae
Source: the annotation of a GenBank genome assembly
AUGACAACACCAUUAAAAUCAAAUCCAAAAACUUUACAAUUAAUUCAAGAAUGUGCACAACGUUUACGUAAAGAUGAGAUAAGUGAUUAUGAUUCAAUUUUAUCGGCUAUCGGUGAUGCUGAAAUCGUAAUGAUUGGUGAAGCAUCUCAUGGUUCACAUGAAUUCUAUUCACAUCGAGCUGAAAUAACAAAACGAUUAAUUCAAGAAAAAGGUUUUACAAUUAUUGCUUGUGAAGCAGAUUGGCCACCAGCUUAUCGAGUAAAUCGUUGGGUAAAAGGAAUUUCUUCAUCAACAAUCAAAGAUGCAAAUGAUGCUCUAAAAGAUUUUACACGAUUUCCAUCAUGGAUGUGGCGAAAUACUGUUGUUCUUGAUUUUAUAACAUGGCUUCGAGAAUAUAAUGAACAAUUAGAUGAAGAAAAAAAGAAAAUCGGAUUUUUUGGUUUAGAUUUAUAUAGUUUACAAUCAUCACGUGAAGAAGUUAUAAAUUAUUUAGAAAAUAAUGCACCUGAUCUUGCUAAAAUCGCUCGUAAAAAUUACCGAUGUUUUGAAAAAUAUAGUGAUGAACAUGAGUAUGGUGUUUGUGCCGGAACAAAUCUUUCAUCAAGUUGUGAAAAAGAAGCGAUUAAAGUAUUAACAAAAAUGUUAGAAAGACAUGCGAAAUUAAUCGCAAAAGAUAAUGGAAAUGAUACAGAUAUUGAUGAAUGUUUUUAUGCAAUGGAAAAUGCUAAAAUUGUUCGUGAAGCGGAAAAAUAUUAUCGACAUAUGUUUGAAAGUGGACAAAUAACAUGGAAUAUACGUGAUACACAUAUGUGCGAUUGUUUACAAGAUUUACUUAAGCAUUAUGGACCAGGAACAAAAGCUAUUAUUUGGGCACAUAAUUCACAUGUUGGCGAUGCUCGUGAAACGGAAAAACUUCGAGCGCAUAAAAUAAAUAUUGGUCAAUUAGUUCGUGAACGAUUUGGUAUAGAAAAUACUUAUAGUAUUGGAUUUACGACAUAUACUGGAACGGUAACAGCAGCAGAUAAUUGGGAUAUGGAUCCAGAUUUUAAACAUGUUCGAGCAUCACUUCAUGAAAGUAUUGAAUUUCUUUUACAUGACGCAUUAAUAAAAAAUUCAAAUCUAUCGGAAAAUGGACAAUAUUAUCUUCUUUUUCGUUCGAAUAAUCCAUCGAUUGAAAUUUCAAAAGAAUUACAUAGUGAAUUAUAUAAAAAACGAUUAGAACGUGCAAUCGGUGUUAUUUAUCGUCCACGUACUGAACGACAAUCACAUUAUCUUAAUGCAAAUAUUUCAACGCAAUUUGAUUGUGUUAUUCAUAUAGAAACUACACGUGCAUUACGACCAUUAGAAAUUCAUCCAUCAUGGGCAGAAGCAGAAAAAGAACAUGUACCAGAUACAUUUCCUAUGAAUGUUUAA